GAUCUGCUAUGUACACCCAACACAUCCACAUCAGAUUCUUGGACUGUCCAGGCACCCAACACAUCCACAUCAGAUUCUUGGACUGUCCAGGCACCCAACACAUCCACAUCAGAUUCUUGGACUGCCCAAGCACCCAACACAUCCACGUCAGAUUCUUGGACUGUCCAGGCACCCAACACAUCCACAUCAGAUUCUUGGACUGUCCAGGCACCCAACACACCCACAUCAGAUUCUUGGACUGUCCAGGCACCCAACACAUCCACAUCAGAUUCUUGGACUGUCCAGGCACCCAACACACCCAAAUCAGAUUCUUGGACUGUCCAGGCACCCAACACAUCCACAUCAGAUUCUUGGACUGUCCAGGCACCCAACACAUCCACAUCAGAUUCUUGGACUGUCCAGGCACCCAACACAUCCACAUCAGAUUCUUGGACUGUCCAGGCACCCAACACAUCCACAUCAGAUUCUUGGACUGUCCAGGCACCCAACACAUCCACAUCAGAUUCUUGGACUGUCCAGGCACCCAACACACCCAAAUCAGAUUCUUGGACUGUCCAGGCACCCAACACACCCAAAUCAGAUUCUUGGACUGUCCAGGCACCCAACACACCCAAAUCAGAUUCUUGGACUGUCCAGGCACCCAACACAUCCACAUCAGAUUCUUGGACUGUCCAGGCACCCAACACACCCACAUCAGAUUCUUGGACUGUCCAGGCACCCUACACGGCACCAAGCACCAGCCUCGCUUUGUUAUCCUUUCUGACCCUGUGGUCAAUGUGGCAGUGGAAGUAG
This is a messenger RNA of Physella acuta, 792 nucleotides long. RefSeq lists its product as uncharacterized. NCBI's taxonomy places the organism in Eukaryota, Metazoa, Mollusca, Gastropoda, Physidae. The record is from RefSeq and is a predicted model, not a curated record.